AUGGUGUCUCACAACAGAACCUUCCCGCACGUUCGGGCCUGCAUUUUUGACCUCGACGGUCUCCUCCUAAACACCGAAGAUAUCUACAGCUUCUGCGCCAACACUGUUCUCGCACGCUAUUCCCGCCCCCCGAUCCCAUGGUGUCUCAAAGCACAGCUGAUGGGCGUGCCUGGAUCUAGCAACGGAGAAGCGUUUCAUCAAUGGGCCCAGCUUCCCAUAUCCCGUGAGCAGUACAAGGCAGAACAGCAGAUUGAGCAGAACAAGAUGUUUCCGAUGUGUGAAGCCCUCCCGGGUGCCAAACAGCUUCUGGAACAGCUCUCCCAGGCAAUGACAGAAGCGGACGGGAGAAAAGUCAGAAUCGCACUGGCUUCAAGUAGUGUCACCUCCAACCUCAAGCUCAAGACAUCCCGACCUGACAUUAAUGAGAUGAUACGAUUGAUAUCAGAGAAGCACAGGAUUUUAUCUGAUCAUAGCCGGAUGAAGGGCAAGAAAGGAAAGCCGGCUCCCGACAUUUUUCUGACAGCGCUGCAAGUGAUCAACGAACAGUUAGAUCCCAGCGAAGAUGAGAUUAGACGGGAGGAGUGUUUGGUAUUCGAGGACAGCGUGCCAGGGGUGGAGGCUGCACGCAGAGCCGGGAUGAGGGUUGUGUGGGUACCACAUCCAGAGCUGUACCAGCACUGGGCGGCAAGAGAAAGUGAGGUACUGGCAGGAACGACUGGUCUGGUCAAACUAGAUGGUUUGGACCAGACAGCCUCACCAGGGAAGACCAAUGAUGGGUGGGGUGAGAAGCUCGGAAGCCUGGAGGAAUUCGAGUACAGAAAGUACGGGAUUACACGGCACUCUGGAGAUGUGGUGGGAAGCAGAAUUUAG
Messenger RNA from Podospora pseudopauciseta, 870 nucleotides. RefSeq lists its product as uncharacterized. The coding region runs from base 1 to 870 and encodes 289 amino acids. The record is from RefSeq and is a predicted model, not a curated record. The transcript has 2 exons. NCBI's taxonomy places the organism in Eukaryota, Fungi, Ascomycota, Sordariomycetes, Sordariales, Podosporaceae. Gene Ontology annotation, molecular function: phosphatase activity.